Molecule: messenger RNA, 1400 nt
Organism: Chenopodium quinoa (quinoa)
Lineage: Eukaryota; Viridiplantae; Streptophyta; Magnoliopsida; Caryophyllales; Amaranthaceae
Product: putative disease resistance protein RGA3
Exons: 1
Coding region: 33-1193 (386 amino acids)
Biological process (GO): defense response to fungus
Source: RefSeq, a predicted model, not a curated record
GGUACAGAGGUCAAAAGUUCCCAAGUUGGGCAAUGAUGGGUAAUUUGUGCAGUACUCUUCCAAAUCUUGUUCAUGUUACACUUCUACGUUGUGGAAGAUGUCAGCAAGUGCCUUGUUUCAGUCAACUCCCUUUCUUGAAGCGCCUCACCCUUGUAUCUUUGCAAAGUGUGGAAUACAUGGAAAACAGUGAACCCAUUCUUUCCUUGUCCUCCAAAUCACCAAUAAUGAGUAGUACGCUAUUCUUCCCAUCUCUUCAAGAACUUACGCUGAUCUAUAUGGAUAAUUUAAAAGGAUGGUGGAAAGUAGGAGAAAAUGCUGAUAUUAGUACAAUAGAAUCAUCAUAUGAUCGAUUACUCAUACAACGCCUUCAAUCCAUGUCAUUUUCCAAUCUAACAAAAUUGAGGUUGGAUGAAUGUCCAAAGCUGAUAUCUCUGCCAGAAUGUCCUAAUGUGGAGGAAUUAACACUAGUGGACACCAACGAGACCAUCUCAGUGAUAAAGAUGGCAACAGCUUCACCAUCAACCUCAAAAUUAGCGUCUGGUUCAAAGUUGAAAAGGUUUACUGUCAGUAACUUGGAAGACCUCAUUUCUCUCCCAAGAGAAUGUCUGCACCAACUUUCUUCACUAGAUGUCUGGGAUAAGAAGCUGGUGAACACUGAGGAAAUAGGAAAGCAAGUCUUCAUGAGUAUGUCUUCUUCUCUCCGUUCUUUGAGUUUCACUCAUUGCCAUAGCUUGAGAUUUUUCGCUCAAGGCCUAGAACAUUUGACAGCGAUAGAGGGGUUGGUGCUUUGGAAUUGUGAACAGCUUCAUCUAUCAGCAGAUGAACAUAUACCAUGGAAAUACUUCAAAAGUCUUCGUUCUUUACAAUUUCAUAUGAUCCCUAAGCUGUUGGUCCUUCCUAGUGGCCUUCAACACUUGACAAACCUCCGUUCUCUUGAAAUAACUAACAAUGAUGAGCUUAUGGAACUGCCAGAAUGGAUCAGCUGUUUCUCAUCUCUUGCAUACAUGUAUUUGCGUUAUUGUCCUAAGCUGACAUCUCUGCCAGAAGCCUUCUGCAAUCUCACUGCCCUAAAUCAACUCAAGAUCAUUAAAUGUCCAGGAUUGACAGGUGGAUGCCAAGGUCCGAAGGGUAGCGAAUGGCCCAAGAUUCAGCAUAUUCCUCUGGUUCAAGUUUUAAAGGAUUAUGGGGGAUGACGAGGCUAUGAAAGAUAUCAAAUUUACAGUAUGCAUCAUUUAGUUCUAUUGUAAUACAAGUAACUGAUAAGCAUGUAAAUGUUAAUGGUUCUUGUAGCAGUUGAGCAUGGUUAUUUAACUUAAUAAACAUGUAAAAGUUAAUGAAAAACGAUUGAUGGUAAUUGAGACACCAACUGAAUAUUCGCUCUUUUUCAACCACUUUGUUAA